Molecule: messenger RNA, 4926 nt
Organism: Macroventuria anomochaeta
Lineage: Eukaryota; Fungi; Ascomycota; Dothideomycetes; Pleosporales; Didymellaceae
Exons: 1
Coding region: 89-4813 (1574 amino acids)
Biological process (GO): telomere maintenance
Cellular component (GO): chromosome, telomeric region
Molecular function (GO): DNA binding
Source: RefSeq, a predicted model, not a curated record
CCCGCACAACGUCGAUAGCCGCCUCUCAGCAGCCAUGUUUGACACAUUAGCAGAAGACAUCCGGUGCACGUGACGCACCUCAACCAAGAUGGAGCACAUACACAUCGCUGCGCUCCGGCCGAACCUGGACGCGCUCGAAUCGAAGCAGAUCAAAGCCGUGGUCACGCUCAUAUGGCCGUACUCGUCGUCCCAGCGCCAAUUUGCCUUGCUCCUUGCCGAGCCCGACCUUGGACUGCGACGCAAGAAGGGCCAGGUCCGCGCCCGCUUCUCAGCAACCAGCGCCAGAGCUCUUGCGACAACGGGCGUGGGGGUCGGCGACGAGGUGGUGCUGAGCCUGCAUGGCGCGCAGUUUGUGCAGGAUGGCGCAGUCAGCACGCCUGGGAAGAGUCUGGACUGGGAGCUGGCAUACGCGCAGACGCUCGCCGUUUCUGUGCGCCGCAAUGGAGUUGAGAUGGCGAAUCUGGAGAUGAUAGAUGCUGCACCAACCCCAGCGCCGCGGUCGCCUGUGAAGAAACCAGCAGCAGCGCCCAGUCCGAUAGCUCAGUGGUCUUCUCCAGCUUUCCUCAAGCGCGCACGGCUCUCGGACGGCCCCUUCUUCGAACAGCCGGCGUACGAUCCCUUGGCAGACGAGAGCAACGAGGGACACGACAAGAAGCGGCGGCGCAAGUCGUACAGGGAUUGGACGGCUUGGACGUACACAGCGAGGACACCGUCGCCGGAGAAGGAGGAUGUUGGCUUGCAAGACGAGUGGGAGCAGGCCAUGUCUUCGCCGAGCAGACCACCGCAGCUGCCCAAGACGCCCAUCUCGCCUUCCAGGACCGGGCCUGCGUCGGCCACAGCAGAACCGCUGGAGGGCUCGGAGUAUAUUGAGGAAACUACAAUAGCGGACAGCGCGGAGGGCGAUACGACCGUGGACGAUGGCGAACUACAAAAGGUUCAUGUUCCGUUGACCACAAGCCCGUCGCGGCCGAAGGAGGAUGUUGGGCGCGAUGCCGACUACUACGAACUCUAUUCUGAGCCCAACGAGGGCCCUCCAUUGGACUCGCAGUAUGACUUCGGAGGCGACACCGAGCUCAAUACAGAGGACGAAGACGAAGACGAAGACGACAACGCGCCAGGGGUUGAAGAAGUUGAUGCAAGUGCUACAGAGCUGGCUACUGAGCUGGAGGACGAACACCAAUGGACAGAUAGUGAGCCAGACGCACUUGCUUCGCAACCUGUUGCAGACGCUGUCGAGGGGGUGGACGGUACAGCAAGUGCAACAGAAGAAGACAGUCUCUUCGAGGUUGCCGAAGCGGGCCAGCCGGAAGAUGCCUCCGUGGUAGUCGAAGACACGACCAUUGACGAGACAGUUCCCGAAGUGGCUGAACCUUCCAUAAUCGUCGACGACUCUCUUGCAAUCGCCAUGCCCCCUCCCAGCUUACCAGUCCUGCAUACCGACUUUGCUACGCCUAUAGCAACAGGCAUAUUAACUCCCAUCGGCAAAGAGCCAUCAAGUCCGAAUCUCAAGGCGGUGGACUCAGCUACUCUGCCACUGCCAUCGCCGUUUCCUGGAGAGCAAGCUGUGUCAUAUUUUGACUAUGUCUCAACAGGCCACCAUCAGGUGCCCCUGGACGGUCCUGCGGUCGAGGAGCAAGAGAUGGAGAGCGAUGCAGACUACAUCAUGGAGAACUCCUUCUUCAGCUCGAUCAGCUCAUCGAAAGCAGGCGGACCCCACCAGGACCAUGAAACCGCCUUCGCCCCUGUGCGCUUCACUUUUGGCCUGGACGGAGCUGGCUGGUCUCGUCCGUUAGAAUUAUCCUCACCGCCACCAGAAGACGAUCAAGCGGACACUGCUGAUAACAAAGACGUCUCAACUGCUCCUCAGGGUGAUGAGAUAAUCGAGCCAGUGCUUCACAUUGAGCCAGUCGCUCCAGGGCAACCUCAGAACGCCGAAGAAGUCACACGCUCCUCCCCAGCUAAGACUUUGGAGGAAGAUGCUGCGGAUGCGCUCGCAGCCUUAAGUGAGACUGCAAAGCCGGUCAUUGAUGCUGUUCAGCCGCCAGUCGAAACAGGCUUAGCACCAAAGUCGUCCAAUGUGAUUGCUGUGUCCUCCGAUGUGGAGUCAGACGAAAGCGAAUACGAAGAUGCAGUCAUGGUUGAGCGUGACGAAGAGCAAAGUCCAGAGCAAGAGACUGAAUCAGAGAGCGAAGAAGAGGCCAAAUCAGAAUCCGACGAAGAGCACGAGACGGAGUCCUUGGAUCUUGGCUCGCCUUCAGCUCAUGAAGUCAGUGAUGAUCAAGACGACAACGACGUUGCCGAACCAAAGCCCGUGCAAGCUGCCGACAGAAUUGCUGAUGUUGAGUCAGAGAAACGUGCUGGUGAUACUGACAACCUCCAUGAAGACAAUUUUGAUCUUCGAGUCGGAUUGACAGACGAAGCCACCGCUACGACUAUCCCUGACAGCUUCAACUUUGACGAUUUCUUGACCAAGAAUGUUGUGCAAGAGCCCACAGUUGUGUCUUCUAGCCCAGAUCAGCUUACCCACGAGCCAGCUUCGAUAGCUCUACCAGACACUUUUGAGGAGCCACCCCGCCCAGCGUUUGAUGAUUGGGAGCCGCAGGUAGGGACGGACGAGCCCCUGUCAUUCAUCGAAAACGAUGAUACGUCUGCCGCCCGGGUCGAUACUGAAGAUCCUGAUGUCAAGAUGGAGUCGGUCGAAGAUGACUCGUUGUGUCUGAUCACCCAACCGGAGACCCAGAAUGUACCGCAGAAGUCAGGCACUGGCCCUGCGACGGAGCUCCUGAUAGGCAUUCCUGAGAACGGCCACAAGCUUGGAGAAUUGCAAUUCAAGUCAGUGCCUGCAACGGCUGCCGCUAGGAAUACAAGGUCAAAGGCAAAGUCUGCAGCCUCGCCGCCGGAAGAGAAUGCGUAUGUGUCUAGGCUCAGUACAAGCAUGCGACGUACAAGAUCCAAGGCCUCGUUUGAUUCUACAAAUCGCGACACCACCUCACCCUCAGGAGCUCGAGUAUUUCCUAGGUCAACUGUCACUCCCACACGAGAUGCGACGCAAACAUCGCCUUAUAGCCUUCGAUCGCAGUCUAAGCAUAUGUCACCCGAUAAAAGUAUGGCUACCUCCCAGGUUCCGGUUCGCAGGAGCCCUCGCAAGCUCGUACAAAGAGAUACCGACUUUGACAUUGUCCCAUCUCAAGGGGAGAACCGCGAUGUGUUCGGCAGCAUGUUCGAGCCAUCACAGGAGCUAGGCUUUGGGUAUUCACAACUUUCGCAAGGUAGAAACUCUGAUGUAGGCUUCGUGAAAGACUCCGAGGAGGAUACCUCGCACUCUGAAGGCUCAAUUUCCACCGUCCAAUACUCCGAUGGCGAUGGAGUACAAGCAUGCACUAACAUGAGCGAUUCAGUGAGAGUCGUUGACGAGGAGUCUACUACACCUCGACUGAAGCCACCACCAGCGAGCCUAUCGCAGACACAGCGUCAAAAUCGCUCGAGGUCACGAUCAACAGGAGAACAGAGUACGUUUGUGUCACUAGACCGACCACCACAAACUCCAAGACGAUCGCCUAGGCUGACACGCUCGACGUUUUCUACAUCCCUGAGUCCUCGCACUGUACGCACAAGAAGAGCACCCGCUCAAAUCACUUCUCCAGCGCUUGGGGUUGAGGAGGUUGAAGACCUCCAAGAGGAGUCAACGCCAAAGGUCAACGACCAGUCCGUCAUCUACCCUGUCCUGCCGAUCGAAAGCGAAGGCGACCUUCGAAGCUCUCCACUCGCACCAAGCAUAGCCAGCGUUGCCUCUCGCAGAUCAUCUCCCGCCGCCGAACCAGCAUCUGCACAACAACUGCCCCUUCAAGAAAGUAAUCUCCUGACGCCAGACGACACCCAGCAAACAGCCUUGGAACCACCACUCUCCUUUCAAGCCCGUCAACCCGACCAAAGCCUGCUCAUCACGCCCGAGCUUACACAAAUGACGGACGCAAGCGCAACGCUACGCUCGUUUGACAUUCCGAUGCCGGGCGUACAGACACAACCUGCUCCACAUUCACCGAUCACUCGCACCUCGCCACGCCGCAAGCCCGCUGUCGCCGAGGAGAGAUCUUCCUCGCCCAUCCGUGCGUCGUCACCUAUGCAGCAAUCUUCAGAGGCUAUCUCUGAGCUCGACGAAGACGCUACGCUCGUCCAGAAAAAAGAAGAUUUGCCCUCGAUUGGACUGAGCACGCCGAUGGCGUACUACACUCCGUUGCGCGACUUGAUUUACUUCCUAAAUCGCUCCUCUCAGUUUCACUCCUCGUCAAACCCUGACGUCCUCGCCCUUUGCACAUCAGCGAGCACGACGCCUGAGAAAGCAAAGAAGGGUCCGCGACAUUGGAAUACGACGCUCCACAUUACAGACCUCUCGGUAUGGCCGGAGGCCAGAACAGUUAACAUCUUCCGCGCAUACCAGAACGCGCUGCCCAUGUGUGAGACGGGUGACGUCAUCUUGCUCCGCGCAUUCGGUGUAGAGAGUCGUAACCGCCAACCCUUGCUCAGAUCUCAAGACGAGAGCUCGUGGUGUGUUUGGCGUUACUGCAAACCGGUUUGGGGCACGAAGAAGGGGAAGUGGGGCGAGCUGAGAGCUAGAGAAGAGGUCAAGGGGCCGGUUGUUGAGAGGGGUGAGGGGGAGUGGACGGAGGUGGGGAAGUUGAGGAAUUGGUACAUGACUACGGUGAAGGCAGGUCUGGACAAACAGCACGAGGAGAGGGAGGGUAGGAAGAGGGAGACAAGGAGUUGGAGCAAAGGGGUAGAGGUGCAAGCUGAAGAGGUGGAGGGAGAUGACUAGGACAAGACCUGAAUAGUGUUGCAUAUAGCCUCUUGUGCACUCGAGAAAGCCGGACACAAGCAAAUGACCAUAACCCCGAUAGUAGCCUUGCAAUUGUAUAGGCCUCAGAGCUC